Molecule: messenger RNA, 219 nt
Organism: Necator americanus (New World hookworm)
Lineage: Eukaryota; Metazoa; Nematoda; Chromadorea; Rhabditida; Ancylostomatidae
Exons: 3
Coding region: 1-219 (72 amino acids)
Source: RefSeq, a predicted model, not a curated record
AUGUCGACAUUAACGCUCCAUUCCCUUCACAACCAGUGGCUAUUCUCAGUUCACUUUGAUAUCUAUGCAUUUGAUUCGCCUGCACAAACAGAAAAAAUGAAAAUGCACCGCAUCCUUGAAGGAGGCAUACAACCGAAUCAACGAUGUUGGGGUAGUGGUAGAAGUAGCAGAGUCAAGAGUAUGAAAGCAGUCACGCUCAAUUCCCGCAGCAUUUCCUGA